AUGUCGGAAGCGCAGGCGUCAGUAGGCGCAGAACUUCGUGCCGAUGAUGGAAGUCUGCAUUCGGACGCCACGUCUUCCCACGUAAAUUCAUCCCCUUCAAAGCUGCUUCACAUCGGCAGUGCUGAAGGCGGAAUUCUUCAUGCCAGUGAGCUUUUAAAUGAUUACCACGCACUCCGGAUCGGUCUCGAACAAUUGCGUGAGGAAGUCGUUGAGCACAUGGUUACGCGCAACCAGGAAGCAAAUGAAUUGAACAGCAUGAUAUGGGAAGAUAGAGCUCAAAUUAACAGACACGAAGAGCAGUUGAACGAAGUCAUAGACUUCCAUCAAAAGUCAGUAGCAAACGUUGAAACGACCAUGACGACAAUGGAGGAGAGAUUGUUGUACCAAAUGAAUGAACGAUUUCGGGAUUUACAAGAGCUCAUGGAAGCAUGCUCAAAUCGGGUGACGAGAUUGGAGCAUCAGUUGGCUCAGCAUGCCCAGGUUGUUUCUUUUGACAACAUCCAAAACCGACGUUUUCGAGCCGUUAUUGUUCGACUGGUGAACUUUGGCCUUGGUAUCCUGCAACUCGUACUUUUCACUGCGACAAUCGUAUCGGACAUCGUUUCCCCGUUUAUUAGAACCAGAUAUCAUCUGAUAGUUACCCUGGUGGGCAUCCUGUUCGCCGUUUUCGGGAUGAACAAAUGGUCUCAAUGGACCGACGCGGUGCUAAAAAUUGUGCGGAGAACCCGUACCACAGUACCUGUUAGCAACGCCUCGUCACCACCGUUGCCGGGUUUUUGCGCUGCAAUCCGUGCUGCAGACGUGCUUCAAGCCCGUUGCCCCAUUUCUGAAGAAACAAAGCACACUUUGAGCUCCGUCGCCAGCGCCUCGUCCACUGCACUGGUUGUGGGUCUGUGUUGCGCCCUUGUGGCCCUGGCGACUGUGGGCACUCGCAGUGCAAGGCUGACGAUUGCUGUGGCAGUUGUGGUGAUUGCGAUGAGCGUCGUGCUUCCCUUGUGA
Messenger RNA from Notodromas monacha, 999 nucleotides. The record is from the annotation of a GenBank genome assembly. Lineage: Eukaryota; Metazoa; Arthropoda; Ostracoda; Podocopida; Cyprididae.